AUGAUUGGUUCAAUUAAGAAAUUGAGCACCGCGUUGGACCGAAAGCUAGCUGACACGACGGAGCCCCUGGUGAACUGCCCCCUCUUCUGGUCAGAGUUCCGUGGACGCUGCUACCGAUACUUCCCUGUUAACAAAACCUGGGUAGAGGCUGAGCUGCACUGUGCUCAAUUCUCCAACGGGGUAAACGCUGCCAAGCUCGUGUCCAUUCACAGCUGGGAAGAAAACACUUUUGUGUUUGAUCUGGUGAACAGCAUUGUCCUCGACUUUCCAACAAACAUCUGGAUUGGACUGCAUGACUGGAGAAAGGAGAGCAACUUCGAGUGGUCAGACGGUUCCUUUUACAGUUUCAACUACUGGGAUGAGAGCCAGCCUGACGACGAGGCGAUCCCGGGGCACAGCGAGGACUGUGUGGAGAUGGGGUCCUCGGCUACCACGGCUUUGAGAUCCUGGAAUGACAUUACUUGUGGACGCUCCUUCCCCUUUGUUUGCAAAGUAGCCUCACUUGCCAUCUAAAUGCCCAGGCUUCAUCUGAUUGGGUAACAGCACCAACUUCCUGCGACAUCACAAAAGGCACUGACAGUUUCUUUCCUCUGUUUAGUUAUAACGUAGGAAUGGAUGUGUCU
Molecule: messenger RNA, 623 nt
Organism: Polyodon spathula (Mississippi paddlefish)
Lineage: Eukaryota; Metazoa; Chordata; Actinopteri; Acipenseriformes; Polyodontidae
Product: alpha-N-acetylgalactosamine-specific lectin-like
Exons: 6
Coding region: 1-513 (170 amino acids)
Molecular function (GO): signaling receptor activity
Source: RefSeq, a predicted model, not a curated record